Messenger RNA from Sabethes cyaneus, 1191 nucleotides. RefSeq names its product cytoplasmic tRNA 2-thiolation protein 1 (gene Ctu1). Lineage: Eukaryota; Metazoa; Arthropoda; Insecta; Diptera; Culicidae. Gene Ontology annotation, molecular function: tRNA binding. The record is from RefSeq and is a predicted model, not a curated record. The transcript is spliced from 2 exons. Gene Ontology annotation, biological process: tRNA wobble position uridine thiolation. Gene Ontology annotation, cellular component: cytosolic tRNA wobble base thiouridylase complex; mitochondrion. The coding region runs from base 122 to 1156 and encodes 344 amino acids.
UAUAUAGUCACUCUAGGUCUUAGGUGUUAGUUCGUAAAAUGGUCUUAUAGCAAGGAUAGCAAGUGGAUAGUCAAUUUUUCUAUUUUGAUUUUUACUGUAUCAGAUUGUUGAAACAAAAAUAAUGCCCGUAAUUUGUGCAACACUGUGUGGUAGAAAAGCUUUCUUAAAGCGUCCGAAGACUGGAGAUGCCCUAUGCAAAGAAUGUUUUUAUCUGGCCUUUGAAACCGAGAUACAUAACACUAUUCAGCAGAAUGCCUUAUUUAAGCCAGGAAGCAAAGUUGCUAUUGCUGCAAGUGGAGGAAAAGAUAGUACAGUAUUAGCUUAUGUAUUAAAAACCUUAAAUGAACGAUACAAUUACAAGCUCGAUUUAGUACUACUCUCAAUAGACGAAGGCAUCACAGGCUAUCGAGAUGAUAGCCUCGAAACAGUACAACGCAACCGUGAUGAUUAUGGAAUGAACUUAAAAAUUCUAUCUUAUAAAAAGCUUUACAACUGGACAAUGGAUGAAAUCGUUACGAAAAUAGGCCGCACUAAUAACUGUACUUUUUGUGGAGUAUUUAGACGACAAGCACUGGAUAGAGGUGCCAGUUUAUUGAAUGUAGACUGUAUUGCUACUGGUCAUAAUGCAGAUGAUAUAGCUGAAACCGUAUUGAUGAACAUUCUUCGAGGUGAUACGGCACGAUUACGCAGAUGUUGUAGUAUUAAAACUGGUGGAGAUAUUGCAGAUUCAAUUUCUCGUGUGAAACCACUUAAAUAUACAUAUGAAAAGGAAAUCGUUAUGUAUGCACACUUUAAAAAGUUGAUUUAUUUCUCAACAGAAUGUGUGUAUGCACCGAACGCAUACAGAGGACAUGCAAGAGCCUUUUUAAAAGACUUAGAAAAAGUCAAAUCAUCAACAAUAAUGGAUAUAAUACACUCUGGAGAACAACUGAUGUUCAAAACCUCUAUUAAGAAGCCGUGUAAAGGGAUUUGUAAUCGAUGUGGAUUUAUAUCAUCUCAGCAACCAUGCAAAGCAUGUUCGCUAUUAGAAGGUUUGAAUCGGGGAUUACCUAAAUUAGGAAUGGGUAAAAUAUCGAAAGCAAAUAGAAUGAUCGCAAAUCAAGAUGUUCAGAACGGAUUAGUUUUAAAGUCUAAUUAUAUUAAAAAUGAUUGGUAAAUAUGAGUUAGCGUGUACGUUUUUCGUACGUAUAC